Zymoseptoria tritici IPO323 is the source of this 1828-nucleotide messenger RNA. RefSeq lists its product as uncharacterized. Gene Ontology annotation, molecular function: transaminase activity; pyridoxal phosphate binding. Gene Ontology annotation, biological process: biosynthetic process. The record is from RefSeq and is a predicted model, not a curated record. The coding region runs from base 17 to 1828 and encodes 603 amino acids. Lineage: Eukaryota; Fungi; Ascomycota; Dothideomycetes; Mycosphaerellales; Mycosphaerellaceae. The transcript is spliced from 3 exons.
GAACUAUUUCACAACCAUGGUCAAUCCAACGAGCAGUACCAUGGACUCCAGACCCGAACCCAAGGAUCUCUCGCACCACCUAAGCCGAGUGACCAAGCAGCGUCAGGCCAGUUCCGUCAAACAGUUCUACAAGUACUUCCAAAUUCCUGGCAUUGGACAAUUGGCUGGUGGCCUGCCGAAUAAUUACUACUUCCCAUUCGACACACUCGAGGCCAAAGUCGCGCGACCAGACCGCUGGGAGCCGACGCCGAACAGACCCAUUGAUCCGCCACCGCACAACGAUGAAGCCCUCGCAGCUCUCAGCCUGCACGACAAUGGCAAGACAAAGGCAGAAAGCAGCCCGUUAGGGCAACCACAAGAUGCGAUCCGAGUACCGCAUACAUCUCUUCAGCCAAAUCCCGUCAAGAAGAUCGAUCUGUCCACGGCAUUGCAAUAUGGACAGGCGCAAGGAUACCCACCGCUAUACUACUUCAUUCGCGAGUUCACCCAGAAGCACAUGCACCCGAAUUGCCCAUAUAAAGGUGGGCCAGAAGUUCUGUUGACCUGCGGAAAUACCGAUGGCUUCAGCAAGGCGCUUCAAGCGUUCAACAAUGAGUGGAGUGAGGAGAAGGACUGGAUUCGAGACCGUGAAGGUAUUCUUGUGGAAGAGUUUGCUUAUAUGAACGCCGUGCAAGCCGCACGGCCGCGAGGCUUGAACGUCGUUCCGGUGGGAAUUGACGACGAAGGCAUGCGAGCUGCUGGUCCCGGCGGUUUGAAAGAGGUGCUGGAGAAUUGGGAUUACAAGAAGGGCAAGAUGCCACAUCUGAUGUAUACUGUGACCAUGGGUCAAAACCCAACCUCUGGAGUGCUCUCCCUCCAGCGUCGACGAGAGCUUUAUGCUCUCUGCUCCAAGUACGACAUCCUCAUCAUUGAGGACGACCCGUACUGGUACCUCCAAUUCCCCAGCGAAUACAAGUUUCUUGACAGUCUUGUUCCUAGCUACUUGAGCGUUGACACUGAUGGUCGUGUGAUUCGUCUGGACACAUUCUCUAAGACUGUCGCCCCGGGCUGUCGAUUGGGCUGGAUCACAGCACAGCCUGCACUUAUCGAACGAAUGCUUCGCAUCACCGAGACGAGCACACAGCAGCCAUCUGGCUUCGUGCAGUCAGUUGUCGCUGAACUCGUCCUCGGACCAGAUCACAGCGGCUUGGACAAGAGCUCAAAGGGCGGCAAGGGUGGCUUGACCACCGGCGAGGGCUGGAAGGCCGAUGGCUGGGUCCGCUGGCUGGAAGGUCUCCGAGGAAACUACGAGCGUCGCAUGAACACUAUGAGCAGCAUCCUCGACUCUGGCAGAUUCCAAGUCAAGGCAGGCCGUCGCAAUAGCCUCAUGGACGACUCCGAAGACGAGUGGUCCGUUGUUGAGAAGACCGAGUUGUACUCCUUCGACUGGCCAGUCGGCGGCAUGUUCAUUUGGUGGAAAAUCCAUUUCGAGAACCACCCGCUUUACAACACAUACAAGAAGAUCAAGGGCGGUCUCCCACGCCUGUCUCGAGCGCUCUGGGUUUUCUUCACCACAAAGCCGUACCAAGUGCUCGUUGCUCCAGGCACAAUGUUCAGUCCCACAGCAGAAAUUGCCGAGAAAAAUGGCUGGAAGUACUACCGUCUCUGCUUCGCUGCGAUUGACGAGGACAAGCUGGCUCCUGUUAGUCACCGAUUGAGAGAUGCCGCGAAUGCUUUCUGGAGGAUCAAGGACAAGAAGACGAUCGACGAAUUGCUUGAGGAAGACAGCCAGACGCUGGAAGGUAAAGCAGACCUUGCGACAAUGACGGCCAUGAUUGGGCCUUGUUAA